This is a messenger RNA of Linum trigynum, 1959 nucleotides long. The record is from the annotation of a GenBank genome assembly. NCBI's taxonomy places the organism in Eukaryota, Viridiplantae, Streptophyta, Magnoliopsida, Malpighiales, Linaceae.
CUCCCACCAGAUUCAUUUUUUCAAAAUCCUCACCGCCUCUCUCGCCGGAAACUCGGCCUUUUCCUCUUCUCUGUCGAUUUUCCUGUCAUAACUCCCUCUCCCGACCUCCAAAUCACAAACAACGACCGCCCCCACGCUCCUGGCGUCGAGGAGAACAAUCCACAAGAUUUGGGCUUGUUUGUCCGAGGUUGGGUCGCCGGCGGCGAGUUCUCCGACGAGUCUCCGGUUUGUUUUCCGGCGACUUAGGGUGUUUUCUUCCACUUUCUUCACCUCUCUCGUGGUCUCUACUUGCGUCUCCAGGUGUGUUCUCAAUGUCUUUUCUUUUAUUUCUGGAGAAUCGAUACCUAGAGUUAGGUGAAGAACAUGUGAUUGUGGCAUUAUUUGAGGAUGAUUGGGUAGGCCGAUGACGCUCUUUGCUUGUUCUAUUUUUGCCUCGGGAUUUCCGUCAUUCGACCUACCAUUUGCAUGUUGCAUUGCAUGUGUGCUUGUGUGGUUAGUGUGUGGUGGCUCGAUUGGUGCUUAUUUAGUACGGUUUUGGUAUGCUUGUUUCACCGAGGUCCUAGUCCACUAUCCGAAUCGCUCGAAUUGAGGGUCCCCGGUGUGUUUUGUUGUGUGAUUCUCGUGUGAUGGGUAUGCUUGUGUCGCCGGGAGUCUAGUCCACUGUCCAUAUCUUUCGAUAUGAGGGCUCCCGGUGUGGUUUUGGCCUAACAUUGACCCUGUUCGCUUGUGUACCAUUUGAACUUCCUUGUGCUUUGCACGAUCAUGGAAGCCUACCUCGGCCAGUUGAGCAUCACCCAACGCCAUCUGCUGUGGAACAUCCGUAACCGCACCAUCGCCGAGCACCUGCACCUCGAUUUUGAGGUGUUCGAGGCGCUUCAUGCCAGGCCGCAGAUGGAGGCCGUCGUUCGCCCCUAUGGUUGGCGGCGCCUUCUCUGCCUCGCCGAGCCGACCUACCAGGAGCUCGUCUGGGAGUUCUACGCUUCCUUCAGCCAUGCCUCGAAGGGGUCCGCCGACCAUGCUGAUGCGGUUCGUUUCACACUCGGCGGGGUGGAGCACUCCGUCAGUUACUGGGAGUUCGCCAAUGCACUUUGGCUCAACUCCCCGCACUCCAGCGACCGGCCCCUACGCUUGGACCUCUCUAAUCCCACCGACUUUGCUUCCCAGGCUUACUUCCACCGAAUUUGCCUGCCGAACAAUGUGGAUGAACAGUACAUUGCUAGCCAGACGCGGGCCUCUCUCCUCCGUCCGGAGUGGCGGAUCCUCAACCACUUGCUCACCAAUUCCUACACACCCAGCAAAGGUUCGUCCAACCGGGUCACACUCCGGACACUAUGGUUCAUGCAUGCGAUGGGUCAUUCUGAGGACACCAUCCAGCUGGGCUCUGUGCUCGCCCGGACGUUCACCGAAGCCGCCGCCAGCCAGAGUCGCAACCUUGUAUGUGGCCUGGUGAUAACCGCCUUGGCCCACUACUACGGGGUCGACUUCACUGGGAUGACCUUGGUCCACGGACCAACCCCGCUCAGCGAGGCCACCCUCCGCCACAAGCACAUGGUUGCUCGCCACGGCGUGUGCUCUGGAUCGCGGGCCUUCCUCAGCCACCUCUACCUGCAGCGGGCGACCAGCCAGAGUCGAGCGCAGCUGGGGGUCGCCGGGUUCCCCGUUGUGCUGUUCGUCGUGACCAGGCUCCUGCGAGCCCCUCCGCUGCUCCCCGGUCUCCUGCUCCCAGGUCUCCGUCUCUCGAGUCUCCUCCUCUAGUGGUGGUGCCCAUUUCUGACCAGUUGGCGGCCAUCGCUCAGCAGGACCGAGGGCGUCGUCUCAUGUCAAGCCAGCACUACAUCAUGUCCUACCUGGGCUUGGAUCCGAAUGCAGUCCACUACCCGUUCGUGCAGUCCCCAGGGUUUGAGGACGAGUACCCUCCACCCACCGGCGAUGGUAGACCUGGUACUCCGGUUCUUUCAC